UGAUCAGCUGUGUCCAAUCACAGCAAAUCGCAUGUAAAUAGGGAAAUGCCGGUUAUUGGCAUUUCUCUCCUCACGAGCUAGGGGACAUGUGCACUGAUCAUGAGGGCACUAAUGAUCAGUGUGCCCUGGUGAUGUGUGUAUCCCCAGCAGUGCCACCUGUCAGUGUCCAUCAGUGCCAGCUGUCAGUGCUCAUCCAUGCCACCUGCCAGUGCCCAUCAGUGCCACAUCAAUGCCACAUUUAAGUGCCUACUAGUGCACAUCAAUGCCACAUAUUAGUGCCCAUCUGAGCUGCCUUUCAGUGUCACCCAUCAGUGCCAGUCAGUGUCACCUAUCAAUGCCAGUCAGUGCCCCUAUCAGUGCUCCCAAUCAGUGCCGCCUAUCAGUUUGCAUCAGUGCCGCCUAUCAGUUUGCAUCAGUGCCGCCUAACAGUGCCACCUAUCAGUGCUGCCUAUCAGUGUCAUAUGAGUGCCGCCUUUCAGUGCCUAUCAGU
Staurois parvus is the source of this 490-nucleotide messenger RNA. NCBI's taxonomy places the organism in Eukaryota, Metazoa, Chordata, Amphibia, Anura, Ranidae. The record is from the annotation of a GenBank genome assembly.